Molecule: messenger RNA, 1815 nt
Organism: Xyrauchen texanus (razorback sucker)
Lineage: Eukaryota; Metazoa; Chordata; Actinopteri; Cypriniformes; Catostomidae
Product: RNA-binding protein Raly-like
Exons: 10
Coding region: 184-1005 (273 amino acids)
Cellular component (GO): nucleus
Molecular function (GO): RNA binding
Source: RefSeq, a predicted model, not a curated record
CGCCGCUGACAGCUCACCUCCUCACACCCUCUUGUUGCUCUUUCCACAUUUUUGCUCCCUCUGAUAUUUUCACCGGAUCCCUCACGCACACCAGGUCACAAGUGCUGGGACCAAGCAGCAUAUCCAGAUCCGUCCUCUGGUCGCAAAGAGAACUAAGAGAUUGCUGUUCACAUUGGAUCCAAAAUGUCUCUGAAAGUCCAGACAAGCAACAUAACCAACAAAAACGACCCCAAAUCUAUCAACUCACGCGUGUUUAUCGGUAACCUGAACACAGCGGUGGUGAAAAAGAGCGAUGUCGAGACUAUCUUCUCCAAAUAUGGCCGUGUGUUGGGCUGCUCGGUUCACAAAGGCUAUGCCUUCGUUCAGUACGCAAAUGAGAGGCAUGCCCGUGGAGCUGUCAUUGGAGAAAAUGGACGUGUACUAGCUGGACAGACGCUCGAUAUUAACAUGGCAGGUGAACCCAAACCCAACAGGCCUAAAGGACUCAAGAGAACCGCAGCAGCAUUAUACAGUGGUUAUGAAUUUGACUAUGAUUUCUACAGAGAUGACUUCUAUGACAGACUGUUUGAAUACAGAGGAAGAGUAUCACCAGUGCCCAGAGUAGUUCCAGUGAAGCGCCCCCGUGUGGCAGUGCCAGUUGUACACAGGGUAAAGUCAUUACCUGUCAAACUUCUGACCAGAUCUGCUAUCCUACCAAUCAGCUCGGUCAAGAACAAGAUGAAAUCUACAGAACUGCAAGCUAUCAAAUCAGAGCUGACUCAGAUCAAGUCCAACAUUGAUGCACUGCUGGGGCGUCUUGACCAGAUCACAGAGGACAAAUACUGUGUCACAGAGCUUCAGAAGGCAGAUGAAAUUAAGAGUGAACUGUCUCAGGACGAGUCGGGAUCAGAAUCAGAGGAUCUUCAGCACAGUGAUGUGGAGGAAGUUGAAGAUCACACACUCGAGGAGUGUGAUGAAGACAUGGAAAACAAUCACAUAUCUGAAAUGGACCCCAUUCUUCAAUAAAAGCAGGGAGCUGGAAAACACUGUCAACUGGAACGUUUUUAAUACCACAGACUCAGCGUUAAAGACACUGAAACCAAGAGGCACCAUCAAAACUCCAGCAUCAGCUGUCAAUGAGUGAGACAGACAGCUAAACUAGCUGUUCAGUGGGAGGGAGGUGGGCGACUGGGGUGAUGUCGCCCCUGAACCAGGAAUUCAUUACAAAAGGCCACAGUUAAUGAUCGUAACACAACACUGCACACACGACAAAAAAAGCUAUUUAUGCUCUCCAAAAAACACAAUUAAUGUAAAUUUUUUCUAUACAUUUUGGUGCCUCAUAUUUAAAUACCCUCAUCCUAUUUCCUUCUCUCCUUUCGGUUUGUGCUUUUUCAAAAUGUUUUUCAUUUUAUUUAUAUGCUGGUCGGAAUCAGAAAGGUUGGCUAUUUUUAAUUACAUGUGCAUACUUUUUCUGCGUGUACUUUCGAGACUGCAAGAGAUAUUUAGAGAUGUAAAUAAACUAUGAGGACUUUCAGUUUUUGGGGCUGUUGUGGGUGUUUUUUUCGACAUGUUUAUAUAUUGCCUGUUAAGAGCACUGAUCGAUAAUCCUUGGCAACUUGUCUAAUGUAAUCUUCAUCAUUAGAGCAUAAGACACUUAUUUCACAUCUUUUUUUCAUCUGGUUGGCUCACCAGUAAGAGGAUUACACAAAUAUUUAUUGAAAAAUUAGCGCAACUCCAUUUGAGAUCUGGAUAUGAGAGAACCAGAUGGCAAAAACUUUUUUUUCAGUCUAGCCUGUAGUAAGACUGUACAAUGAAUUGUGCUAUAUUGCAACUGCU